Molecule: messenger RNA, 750 nt
Organism: Camellia sinensis
Lineage: Eukaryota; Viridiplantae; Streptophyta; Magnoliopsida; Ericales; Theaceae
Source: RefSeq, a predicted model, not a curated record
UUAAGAACUUUGUAUUUUUCGCUUCACCGGCGGGCGGCAACCUCACCUUGGCCGUCCGCCGGACCUCAACCUAGUCUGCUAGAAUUUUCUACACAUACCUUCACUCUUCUUCACCACCUCGCCGAAGCAAACCCAAAAUCCCUCUGGGACAUUUCGUCGAACACCAUGUCUGCAACGAUGAGCUCUCAGGUAUGCAGAUCUGCUUCCCGAGCUGCCAGGUCUCUACUCUCUGCUUCUAAGCAGACCUCUCAUGUCUUUUCUGAAAGUCGAGCUGUAGCUAGUGCUGCGACAGUUUUAUUAAGAGGAAAGGUGCCUUAUUUAGCUUCAUACGGGAGGACCGAUUCUGGAAAUACGUCCCGAGGAUGGAUGUCUGGGGCGCUUGCCCUUCCUGCUGCAGCCUACAUGCUUCAGGAGCAGGAGGCGCAUGCUGCAGAGAUGGAGCGCACUUUCAUUGCUAUCAAGCCCGAUGGUGUUCAGAGAGGGCUGAUUGCAGAAAUCAUAUCGCGUUUUGAGCGAAAAGGUUUUAAGCUUGUGGCGAUUAAAAUAGUGGUUCCUUCAAAGGCUUUUGCCCAAAAGCAUUAUCCUGAUCUCAAGGAAAGACCUUUCUUUAAUGGCCUGUGCAACUUCCUUAGUUCUGGCCCUGUCAUUGCAAUGGUCUGGGAAGGCGAAGGAGUGAUAACAUAUGGCAGGAAGCUCAUUGGAGCCACUGACCCACAGAAAUCAGAAAUCAGCCAUGGGAGAGAUUGGACU